Labrus bergylta (ballan wrasse) is the source of this 1288-nucleotide messenger RNA. The record is from RefSeq and is a predicted model, not a curated record. Lineage: Eukaryota; Metazoa; Chordata; Actinopteri; Labriformes; Labridae.
UCAGAAGAUCAGAUUCCUCAGAGAAAACAAUUUCCUUCAUAAUCUCACUGUGUCCUGUGAAGGGCCCAGUUGGAGACUGAUGACAGCUCUCAGACUCUUGUCCCUACCUCAAACACUUUAUAACCAAUGGAGGGCAGUGUUGCUCGGUCAGGCGGUAUGUGAAGACAGAGAGCAGUGGAGCGUCCAGACAGCUAUAACUCUCUGUCACAGACUGCUACAGGACACACACAAGGCUGUGGACAAGAUCUCCUUCCUCCUCCAGCAGUGUGACCAGUCAACCAGGGAGCAGCUGGACGUGGUCCAGGCUCUGCGACAGGAGGAAAGAUGCAUCCUGGGAAGCUGUCUCGAGGCACUCAAAGGCACGCAAAGACAACCAGACAGGCUGCCAACCUGAUGUUGACAUUUGAUCGGCGGUUUGGCCUACCAGUUGCUAGAAGGAGCAAGGUUAUUGGCUGAACUUGUGAUGCUGGAUGGUCUCCAUGUGUCUGCUCUGCUUGUAGACCAGUAUUGCAAAAAAAAAGACAGCAGGUUUACAUGAUAGAAGAUUACAGAUUCUAUCCAGUAUGAAGUACUGCCCUGUUAUCAUGGCCAUCAGAACCAUAGACUGUAAAACAGACAGUCAGGUGGACCCUUAGUGGAGCUAAGUGAAGGUCAAAGACGCGGUGCUCUGAAAUGACUGUCAACAAACUCUUUUUUUUUUAACCAUUCUUGAUUUAAGUAAGAAUGUAAAAAAGAAGAGUAGAGAGGAAUCAACACAAAACAAUAGAUACAGAUCUGUUAGUGUGGACUGACACAUCAGCCGUGUUGAUUCUUUUUUCAGACUAAAAGCUAGUCUGGCUGGAACUGACUGACACACUGCAGUUCAGAAAAAAUGAACAUUACAUUAAAAAAUUCUUAAACGACAAGACAAGGUCUAUUAAAUAUCAUCUUUAAUAUAUGACAUAAUAAAUGUCAGCACCACUAAUUUCCCACCUGAUUAAAGAUCCAAAACACACACCUGCCCUUUGUUGAUUCAGUUUUCUUUAUUGAAAGGAUAUUGAACAUUAGAAAGGGUUAAUGGUCUCCACGCAUUUUCGUUUCAUAAUUGCUUUUCAAUUAAUUAUUUGUCUUCUCUGUUGAUAACACUCUACAGAUAACACUCACCUUUCUGUGUGCUUUACAUUAGCAUUUUAGACAUUUAUUGUUCAUCACAAUGUAAUAACUAUAAAACUGUACUUUGUCUUACCUCUCAUGUUGAGAGAUGCUUUUAAACAUUCUAGUUAUUAAAAAGGACAAUAACAACCUUUUA